AUGUCGAAGGUCUUGACUGUUUUCGGUGCCACGGGCAACCAAGGCGGCUCCGUCAUCCGAGCUGUCCUCGCUGAUGCGGUGCUGUCCAAGGAUUUCAAGAUCCGCGGCAUCACUCGCGAUGCAACCAAGCCCGCUGCAAAGGCACUGGCAAAGAAAGGUGUUGAUGUGAUCUCUGCCGAUAUGAACUCGAAGGCUUCGCUCACCGAUGCCCUGAAAGGCUCCCACACUGUCUUUCUCGUCACGACUCCCGAUUUCAUGUCUGGUGGCGGAACUCAGGAGCAGACUCAUGGCAUGAAUGUUACAGAUGUCUCGUCUGAAGUUGGAGUAAAACAUCUCAUCUACUCUUCUCUGCUUCACGUUACCGAGACAACUAACAGACGCCUCAAGCAUGUCGUCCACUUUGAUGACAAGGCUGAGGUGGAACGUUAUAUUCGCUCAAAUGGCAUCCCGAGUACUUUUGUGCUACCUGGGUAUUUCAUGAGCAACUUUACUGCAUUGCAGAUGAUUAAAAAGGGUGACGACGGUGUUUACUCACUCGCCUAUCCUGUGGGCGACAAGGCCAAAUUCCCACUCGUCGAUGCUGAGUCUGAUAUUGGAAAAUUCGUUGCCGCGGCCAUUCACCAUCAGCCCAAGGUAUUGGGCAGCCAGAUUCUAGCUGCAGCCGACUACUAUACUCCUACACGCAUUGUAUCCGAAUUUGAAGAAGUGACAGGAAAGAAGGCCCGUUUCGUCCCCAUCGAUGCGGCGACAUACAAGAGCUUCCUGCCGGGGCCAUUGGCCGAUGAGAUGCUCGAGAACCACUUGUUUAUCGAAGAACCAGGAUAUUACAACGGUCGAGAUUUGAAGGAAAGCUUGGACUUGCUUGGGAGUGUCGGACUGAAGCCUACGAGCUGGAAGGAAUUUGUGACCGCCAACAAGGCCGCUUUUCAGUGA
Fusarium venenatum is the source of this 933-nucleotide messenger RNA. RefSeq lists its product as uncharacterized. Lineage: Eukaryota; Fungi; Ascomycota; Sordariomycetes; Hypocreales; Nectriaceae. Gene Ontology annotation, cellular component: nucleus. The record is from RefSeq and is a predicted model, not a curated record.